Molecule: messenger RNA, 1116 nt
Organism: Darwinula stevensoni
Lineage: Eukaryota; Metazoa; Arthropoda; Ostracoda; Podocopida; Darwinulidae
Source: the annotation of a GenBank genome assembly
AUGUCUCGCCAUGAAGGGGUCAGCUGUGAUGCCUGCCUGAAGGGGAACUUCCGAGGUCUCCGCUACAAGUGCUUGAUUUGCUACGAUUACGACCUGUGUGCGUCGUGCCACGAGGCGGGGGCAUCCACGACCCGUCACUCCUCCGAUCAUCCCAUGCAGGUCAUCUUGACCCGGUCGGACUUCGACCUGUUCUACGGCGGGGAGACGCUGACGCACGACCAGCCCCAGGCGUUCACGUGUCCGCACUGCGGGAGACUGGGGUUCACGGAGGCGUCGCUGGGGGAUCACGUGUCGCUGGAGCACGCGGGGACGACGACGGAGGUGGUGUGCCCGGUGUGUGCGGCCUUGCCGGGGGGGGAGCCGAAUCACCUCACGGAUGAUCUGGGGACGCAUCUGGCGGAGCAUCGGGGGACGACGAGGGAUUCGGAGACGCCGCCCUUGAGGGGGGCGUUGAGGAGGAGUGUGGGUAGGGGGAUGUCGCGGCGUCGGACGCACCUGCAGUUCAACAGUAACAGUGGGUUGUAUUCGUUGUAUCCGGGGGGCGGUGGUAAUGCGGCGGCCACGAGUACGCCUUCGAGCGGUGCGAAUGCCAAUGCGUCGAGCGGUCGCGAUGCUUCGGAUCCCAUCGCCGAAUUGUUGUCCCAGCUUUCGACCGUCCGUCGCAUGCCACCGUCGAAUCCCGGUUCGGCCACGUCCCAGCUCCAGCACAUCAUCCAGGCGCAAGGCUCCAGCUAUCGCCAGAUCUCCGGUCUUCGGCAGCAGCUCGAGCGGAUGAGCGGCCGACCCGUCCCACACGCGCGAGGCGGUGGGGCCAGCUCGGGAGCGUUGAAGGGCACAGUAGCGGCCACCGCUGCUGGGGGCACUACUACGGUCGCCGUCACGGGCAGCGGGGGGAAGAAGGCUUCGGAUGCUGGGGGGUCUUCCGGCGAGGCGCCCAACAGCAUGUAUCUGCUCAGCCGCGUGACUUGCCCCGAAAAUCCCUCAGAAACAGAGUUGCAGCAGACAGACGUGGAAGUUGCAGACCGUUGCACAUUCACUCAUGAAGUUGUUCUUGCAACCCUAUGCAGGUUGCUAUCGGAUUCCGAUGAACAAGAUCCUUCUCUAUCAUAUCUAUGA